Messenger RNA from Rhipicephalus microplus (southern cattle tick), 2460 nucleotides. RefSeq names its product DAZ interacting zinc finger protein 1. The record is from RefSeq and is a predicted model, not a curated record. Gene Ontology annotation, biological process: cilium assembly. Gene Ontology annotation, cellular component: ciliary basal body; cytoplasm. NCBI's taxonomy places the organism in Eukaryota, Metazoa, Arthropoda, Arachnida, Ixodida, Ixodidae.
AUGUCCGGUGGCGGCGCUCGGGCGCACGCCUUCCGCUCGGUGCGAGCGACGCGUCACCAUGGCAACGGCUGCAAUGGUCCCGCUCGCGUGCCCGAAGAUUCCGUCAGCGCUGCGCUGGCCUCGCCGGCCACGGACACCAGCAUGCAGCAGCAGUGUCCGGAGCCGGCCGCGUCUGACGCUGAAGGCUCAGUGCAGCCAGUGGUGUCGCUGCACGGCUUCCAGUUCCACAGCCGCUGCCAGAAGAUCGACUGGAGAAAGAUCGCGGCUGUGGACGUGGACCAGGUGGCUCGCGAGGUGGAUGUGAACGCGCUGCAGAAGAAUGUCACCCACCUCACUUUCUGCGACAUCGACCACGAGCUGGAAGGAACGUCAGUGGACCCAAACUUUGUCAAGUUGUUCAAGCUUGCGCAGCUCUGCAUUGAAUACCUCAUGGAUAUUCUUCUCCAGUCGCUAACCGACACCGAGGAACGGUUGGCGGAGGCAAUGCAGACGCUGGAAGAAGAGCGCAAGUUCCGCAUCUGCGACCAGGAGGCCAUUCGGGAACUUCAGCGCGAGAACCGCAAGCGACGCCGCAUCAUCGAGAACCAGCAGCUGGAGAUGCUGCGCUCUGACCGCUUCGCACCCACGGGAGCAGUUCCCUGCCCCUACUGCCGCAAGGUGUUCGUCAGCCUAGCGUACCUGCAAGCGCACGUGGUGCGGCGACACCCGGAGAAGCCUGCGCCCACAGAGGACGCCCUGCUGGCACAGUGGCAGCGAAUGGCCACUGGCACGGCGCUGCCAACGGCGACUGAGUUGAACCGGGGCUUGCACGAACUCCGGAAUAUCCUGCUGCGGAAAGAAGAUGGGCCCGACCACGCUGAGGACAAACUCCUCCUUCGCGACGAACUGCUCUGUCGGCUGGACGAGCUUCAGCGGAAGUGUGACAGCCUGGCGGUGGGUGACCGCAAGAUGAGCUUGGCAGGUGCUGCUGCCGGCGAGGCGAGUCCCUGGGAGCUGUCAGCCGAGCCUCCCGGAUCUUUCUCCGAGGGACAGGCGGCACUGGCCAGCCUGUCGCAGCAGCUGAUCCAGCAGAAGGAUGAAGUUGGUCGCCUUCUAGCGCAGCAGGAACGCCUCUUUCUGCAGCGCAUGGACGCGCUCGCUAAGGACGUCGUGGCGCUCACCAAGACGAGCACCUGCCUUGAGAGGAAGCUGUCCCAGAUGGAGGAUCCCUUCAGUGGACGCGCCCACCUCCUUCACUCACUACUUCGCCGGGAGGCACCGGAGCCGAGUGCCACGGGAAUCGGCAGGCUGGCCGACGGAUCCAGCUCACCUAUGCGCUUGUCUAGGCCUUACUCCGAUGCACUCAAGGUGUCUCCACUGCGCUUCCCUCAGAGCACGCUGUCUAUGCCCGUUCCAGCUCCUCGGCAACGAAUGUUCUACAAUGGGAAGUCUCUCAGGCAGCCGCCGUCGCUUACUCUGCCACGAAAAGAUUCUAGGAUUCACCCAAAAGUGGCCCAGAGUGGCCCGAUAAAAGAGCAGGGUGAGAUGAGACAUGUGACGCGACAAGCGGCCAACAACGAGGGGCGCUCGGAGCGGAUGAAGUCGGCUGUGCACAGCACACCGAACCUCAUCGACGCGCUCAAGGAGGAGAUCAUGGGCCUCACGCGAAGCAAACUUUCCGGCAUCGGAAUCAACGACUUGGGCAAAGCUUCGGUGACGGACAGCAUCUUUCGAGACUGCAGCAAAAGGCUGAACUCCGAGCGGCGGCUUCUGGCGAGGAAAAACAAGAAGUUCUUCGACGUACGUCAUCGUAAUGGACCGCUGUCGGAGGACCUGUCGACGCCGAAGGCGGCCCGGGGCACGCCCGAUGGCAGCUGGCCUUUCGAAGUGAACAGCCCGAGUAGCUCCAAGGUGGCCAUACCGCCGUCAAGCAUUCCGAACACGGACACUCCUAAGGAGGGCUUUGCCUUCAAGUGUGAGACACCAGCCAGCUCGGCGGCCUCUCCAAGUAGGGGCGAGGGACCCGUGAGCAGCGGCCGCUUCAGCGCUACGCCAGCUCGUCUCAGCAGCUGCAGCAGCGGACAGCGCAGGCCCCGCCGCUUCCUGGCACGCGCAGUCCGCUCUCGUCAGCCUUCUUCGAUCGCCACGUCGCGCGAUCUGAUCAAGCCUCUCAUCUCCAGCAGCGACGAUGACGAUUGCAUCGUGGGUAGCCGGAAGCGAACACCGACCUGUGCCACAAGCAGCAGGUACUCGUCGGCGGCGUCCAAGACACACCCUCCCGCUGGCAGGGCCAAGUUGUCUCUACCGCAGACGCGCAUCACCGACCUGGUGCAAUCGAUCGAGUCGCAGCUGCUCAACCGGUCGACAAGGCCUCCAAUGGGUGCCGUAAACACCGUCGGCGAAGAUGCCCAUAUCAAGAAGUCCGGGGAGAAAGUCGAGACUUCAGUUCUCAAUGCUGGCGACCAAAGACUUGCCACGUGA